Molecule: messenger RNA, 2286 nt
Organism: Ogataea angusta
Lineage: Eukaryota; Fungi; Ascomycota; Pichiomycetes; Pichiales; Pichiaceae
Exons: 1
Coding region: 1-2286 (761 amino acids)
Biological process (GO): chromosome segregation; DNA topological change; DNA replication
Cellular component (GO): chromosome; nucleolus
Molecular function (GO): DNA topoisomerase type I (single strand cut, ATP-independent) activity; DNA binding
Source: RefSeq, a predicted model, not a curated record
AUGUCUUCGUCAGAAGAGGAAACUCCUUUGAGCGCGGUGAAACGUAAGCGGGUAACCAAACGGCCUGAACUUAUGCUGUCUGAAUCAGAGGAUGGUUUGGCUACAGAAUCGGAGAAGGUGAAGACGCCAACCACAUCACUUAGCGAAGAUGAGACCGAUAAUAUACCCUUGAAGAAGCGGAAAACCAGCUCGAAAGCUGUACAAAGCAGACCCAGAGUCAAGAAGGAACUACAACCAAGCGUUCCGGUUUCCCCCCGGAAAAAGGGUCAAAGUAGUAAAGAGCCCAAAAUCAAGAAAGAAGACACACCCAAAGUUAAAACAGAGGAUGAAGCGGAAGAGGAAGAGAAGUACAAGUGGUGGGAGCAACAGGAUUUGAACGACGAAAUUGUUUGGGACACCCUUGAGCAUAACGGUGUUAUUUUUCCUCCUGAAUACGAGCCGUUGCCUUCCCAUGUGAAGUUGAUUUACGAUGGAAAACCUGUUUCUCUCCCACCAGCUGCUGAAGAGGUGGCCGGAUUUUUCGCAGCCCUACUGGAGUCAGAUCAUGCCAAAAAUCCGACCUUCCAAAAGAAUUUCUUUGCUGAUUUCCUAGAGGUGCUAAAGGAAAACGGUGGGUGUCCAGACGCGGAAAUCACCGAGUUUGAGAAAUGUGAUUUCAGCAAAAUGUUUGAGUACUUCCAAAAGCAAAAGGAGGAAAAGAAGGCCAUUUCUCCCCAAGAGAAGAAGCGAAUCAAACAGGAGAAGGAAAAGAUGGAAGAAAAAUACAAAUUUUGUCUUUUGAACGGACGGAAAGAGCAAGUUGGAAACUUUAGAGUUGAGCCUCCGGGCUUAUUUAGAGGUCGUGGAGCGCAUCCAAAGACGGGUAAAUUGAAGAAGCGCGUUCAACCGGAGGAUAUUACUCUCAAUCUGAGUAAAGAUGCACCAAUUCCUCCGCCACCGGAAGGCCACCAGUGGGGAGAAAUAAAGCAUGAUAACACUGUUGCAUGGUUGGCCAUGUGGAGAGAAAAUGUGCUUGGGUCCGUCAAGUACGUGCGAUUCGCUCAGAAUUCUUCUUUGAAAGGUAUGAGUGACUUCAAGAAGUUUGAAAAGGCGAGAGAGCUCAAGAACUGCAUCGAUGCGAUCAGAAAAGACUACCGCGCUAAGUUGAAGUCGGAGCUCAUGAUGGAUAGACAACUGGCUACCGCAACAUAUCUUAUAGACGUGUUUGCACUCAGAGCCGGUGGAGAGAAGAGCGAAGAUGAAGCAGACACUGUGGGUUGCUGCUCCUUGAGAUACGAACACAUCUUUCUGAAGCCUCCAAAUACUGUCGUUUUUGACUUCUUAGGUAAAGAUUCGAUUAGGUUUUACCAAGAGGUUGAAGUUGAUCCUCAGGUAUUCAAGAAUCUAAGAAUCUUCAAAAAGAGCCCGAAGAAACCUGGGGACAACUUGUUUGACAGAAUCGAUCCCUCCGUACUCAACAAAUAUUUUCAAUCGUACCUCCCAGGAUUGACUGCUAAGGUUUUCAGAACGUACAAUGCAUCAAAGACCAUGCAAGACCAAAUCGACCUAAUUAUGAACGAAGGUACGGUCAACGAGAAAGUUGUGAAAUUCAACGCUGCCAACAGAACUGUUGCCAUUCUUUGUAAUCACCAGCGGACGGUUAGUAAGAACCAUGAAGCCGGAGUUCAAAAAAUUAAUGAAAAGAUAGAAGAAAUGAUAUGGCGCAAGAUCGUGCUGAAGCGUAUGAUGCUGCAGCAAGACAAGUCGCUAAAGAAAAAAGAUCCUAAAUACUUUGAGGAGAUAGAUGAUAUGAGCAAAGAAGAAGAACAAAAGAUUAUCGAGCGAGUGUUACAAAAAGAAAAGGAAAAGAUAGAAAAGAGAUUCGAACGAGAGCUGUUGAAGCUGGGGUAUGAAGAGCUUACUAAAGACCAGAAGACACAGAAGAAAGACGAAUUAGCAGCAGAUCACAAGAGCAGACUUCAAAAGCACAAAGAGCUAGAGAAAACGUACAAAAAUGAGUUCAAGACCGGAAAGUACGAGAUUAAAUCCACGCAAACGGUCGAGAAGCUUCAACAACAGGUGGAAAAAAUCGAGACAAGAAUAAAAAAUACUAGUCUUCAGCUUAAAGACAAGGAAGACAACUCUCAGGUUGCACUGAACACAUCCAAAAUCAACUAUAUUGAUCCUCGACUAACAGUUAUGUUUUCCAAGAAGUUCGAGGUGCCCAUCGAGAAGCUGUUCACCAAAACCUUGCGUGAAAAGUUCGCUUGGGCCAUUGACUCGGCCGAUGAGAAUUGGAGAUUCUAA